AUGGACAACGACUCGGACAGCUAUCCGGCCCCCUAUGGGCGUGCCUGUUCCAACUGUUCGCAGUCCAAGUGCAAGUGCAUCUACUCCAAAUCGGGAGGACGAUGUCAAAGAUGUCGGCGCUUGAAUAAGGAGUGCCGCCAGCCAGCGGUCCAUCGCAGGCAGUCUACACGCAAACAGCCCGGUUCAAAGGCUGCUCGACUGGAAGAAAAACUGGAGGAUCUUGUCUCGCUGCUGCGAGCCGGUGUACAACCACCGGGCGCAAAUCCGAUCAAUCUCUUGCUAGGACAGUUCGGUCAGCCAGGGGACCUCCCGGCCUCGCAGACUGCCCUCUCGCCGCCAGACUCGCUGGAUGCUGCUCUCGGAAACGCCGCGCGCAAUGUGUAUGCCGUUCCAUCAAGCUCAUCUGAUGCGAAUACUCCGGAUGUCGGUGGGCAUACUGCGGUUAUGCCAUUCAGUUCGCCCUCUGAGCCCACCGUUCUUCAAGCUGAAGAAUACCUGACCAUGUUCCAAAACCAGCUGCUGCCAUAUUUCCCCUGUGUAUAUAUCCAACCGGGGAUAUCCGCGCAGCAGCUGCGCCGUGACCGGCCUUUCACUUGGCUGUGUAUCAUGGCUGUUACUUGUAGGUCAGCAGUGCAACGCCGCGCUCUGUACCAAAAGAUAAAAGAUAUCACCGCACAGCAAAUGGUGCAUAAUUCCUUGAACACUGACAUUGAUAUUCUUCUGGGUCUACUCAUCUACCUUGGAUGGUCGAAUCAGCAAGUAUACAACAAGGCCAACAUACACGUCUUUACUCAACUCACCACGGCGGCAGUAUAUGAGCUCGGCAUCCAAAAUCCCUCUGCAAGGCCUAGGAUGAUGGCGUUGUGCGUUCAUCACGAGGGCGAGGACGAGCCAGCGACAUCACAAGGGGGUCAAACGAUGGAGGAGCGGAGAGCAGUGGUGGCGUGCUUUCUUGUAACAUCAAUUAUCUCAUCAUUCAUCCGCAAAACCGACCCCCUUCGUUGGACGCCAUUCAUGGACGAGUGCCUUCAGGUUUUGGAGGAGCAGCAGGAAUGCCUCAACGACGAGAUCCUAGUGCAUCAGGUACGACUGCAGAUGAUAACUGACAAACUAGACCUUGGCCCAUACCAUGGGGGCCUUGCAUCUACUCCAGAUCCAAUCCAAGCACCGCCCUCCUUCUACCUCCACUCAAUGCACGCCCGAUUGCGCAAGAUCCAGCCCAGCAUGCCACCAAACUCGUUGGGAUAUAAAAUUGUUCUCCUCCACCAUCAUUAUACUUCAUUAACCCUCCAUGAGUCCGCCCUUAGCAAUGCUAGCAUAAUGUCGAAGAAUCUUAAUUUCCAGCAACUGGAGUACCUUUAUGGCUGCUUGGAGGCCACCAAGUCAUGGUUCAAUCUUUUUCUAACCAUCCCACCCGCUGAAUAUACCGGGUUUCCUUUCUCCAUCUUUGCGCAAAUGGUGCAUAACCUCGUGGUUCUCUAUCAAUUGUCCGUUUUUGAGGAUCCUGCAUGGGAUGUUAAUACCGUUCGACAGUCAGCCAACGUUCUGUCCAUCCUCAGCACUGUGAUCGAAAGUAUGAGCCAAGUGGCGUCUCUAGCUGGCUUGGAGGGAGAGUCCGACAGCGACAUCUUCUCACGGGUUGCAAAGAUGUACCAAUCCGUGCUGAUGGGCUGGGAGGAAAAGAUGGGACCCGAGAGUCUCCCGCUCUCAAGCAUGCAGUCGACACAGUCUCUCCCCGAACCACUGGAUAGCAUGCCGUUCAAUUUCCCAAUGGUGGGCGACAAUGACUGGUUGUCUGACAUGCUGAACUCUAUCACCCAGUCCAACUGA
This is a messenger RNA of Aspergillus versicolor CBS 583.65, 1830 nucleotides long. RefSeq names its product Zn(II)2Cys6 transcription factor domain-containing protein. Bases 1 to 1830 code for a protein of 609 amino acids. The transcript has 5 exons. Gene Ontology annotation, biological process: regulation of DNA-templated transcription. The record is from RefSeq and is a predicted model, not a curated record. Gene Ontology annotation, cellular component: nucleus. Gene Ontology annotation, molecular function: DNA-binding transcription factor activity, RNA polymerase II-specific; zinc ion binding; transcription cis-regulatory region binding. NCBI's taxonomy places the organism in Eukaryota, Fungi, Ascomycota, Eurotiomycetes, Eurotiales, Aspergillaceae.